CCGGCCCGGGCCCCAGCAUGGCCGAGCCGCUACUCAGGAAAACCUUCUCCCGCCUUCGGGGCCGGGAGAAACUUCCCCGGAAAAAGUCGGACGCGAAGGAGCGCGGCCGCCCAGCCCAGCGCCCGGAGCCCAGUCCUCCAGAACCAGAGCCCCAGGCCCCGGAAGGAUCCCAGGCUGGGGCAGAGGGGCCCCCCAGCCCCGAGGCAUCUCGGAGUCCGGCUCGGGGUGCCUACCUGCAGAGCCUGGAGCCCAGCAGCCGCCGAUGGGUGCUGGGCGGGGCCAAGCCACCAGAUGAGGCCACUUUGGGGCCCGGGGCAGCUGGCAGUAGGGAGCCUGCUGGUGAGAUCUGGUACAACCCCAUCCCUGAGGAGGACCCCAGACUCCCGGCACCUGAGCUCCCAGGCCCACAGCCAGGCUCAGCUGAGCCGGAGAGCCUGGCCUCCCCAGGCGCAGCCCCCGCCAGCCCCCCAGCCAAAGCCUCCCGCACCAAGUCCCCAGGCCCGGCCAGGCGGCUCUCAAUGAAGAUGAAGAAGCUGCCCGAGCUGCGGCGCCGCCUGAGUCUGCGGAGCACCCGGGCUGGCCGAGAGCGUGCGCGAGCCGCCCCCGCGGGCUCUGUCAUCAGCCGUUACCACCUGGACAGCAGCGUGGGGACCCCGGGGCGGGCGGCAGCGUCGGAGGGCGCACGGGGCCUGAGGGCCGGUUACCUCAGUGAUGGCGACUCUCCUGAGCGCCCAGCGGGGCCCCCGUCGCCCACCGCCUUCCGCCCCUAUGAGGUGGGCCCAUCGGCCCGGACGCCCCCCACUGCACUCUGGGGCCGCCUCAGCCUGCACCUGUACGGGCUGGGGGGGCUGCGACCGGCACCUGGGGCCACUCCGCGAGACCUCUGCUGCCUGCUGCAGGUGGAUGGGGUGGCCCGGGCCCGAACGGGGCCGCUGCGUGGGGGGCCAGACUUCCUGCGGCUGGACCACACCUUCCACCUGGAACUCGAGGCCGCGCGGCUGCUGCGGGCCCUGGUGCUGGCGUGGGACCCUGGCGUUCGGCGGCACCGGCCCUGCGCCCAGGGUACUGUGCUGCUGCCCACGGUGUUCCGAGGGUGCGAGGCCCAGCAGCUGGCUGUGCGCCUGGAGCCCCAAGGGCUGCUGUAUGCCAAGCUGACCCUGUCGGAGCAACAGGAAGCACCAGGCACAGCUGAGCCCCGAGUCUUCGGGCUGCCCCUGCCACUGCUGGUGGAGCGGGAGCAGUCCCCGGGCCAGGUGCCCCUCAUCAUCCAGAAGUGUGUUGGGCAGAUCGAGCGCCGAGGGCUACGGGUAGUGGGGCUGUACCGUCUGUGUGGCUCAGCAGCCGUGAAGAAAGAGCUUCGAGAUGCCUUUGAGCGGGACAGUGCAGCUGUCUGCCUCUCCGAGGACCUGUACCCCGAUAUCAAUGUCAUCACUGGCAUCCUCAAGGAUUAUCUGCGGGAGCUGCCUACCCCGCUCAUCACCCAGCCCCUCUAUCAGGUGGUGUUGGAGGCCAUGGCCCGAGAGCCCCCAAGCAGGGCUCCUUCCAGCACUGAGGGCACCCGUGGGCUCCUCAGCUGCCUGCCAGAUGUGGAGAGGGCUACACUGACGCUUCUCCUGGACCACCUGCGCCUUGUCUCCUCCUUCCACGCCCACAACCGCAUGACUCCGCAGAACCUGGCCGUUUGCUUCGGUCCUGUGCUGCUGCCGGCGCGCCAGGCACCCGCCAGGCCCCGCAUCCGCAGCUCUGGCCCGGGCCUCUCGAAUGCAGUGGAUUUCAAGCGCCACAUCGAGGUGCUGCACUACCUGCUGCAAGCCUGGCCAGAUCCGCGCAGGCCCCCAGAGGCUCCGGAGCUUGUCCCGUACCUGCGGCCCAAACGACAGCCGCCGCUGCACUUGCCGCUAGCGACCCCCGAAGUGGUGACUCGGCCCCGCGGCCGGGGCGGCCCCGAGAGCCCCCCGAGCAACCGCUACGCCGGUGACUGGAGCGUUUGCGGGCGGGACUUCCUGCCUUGUGGGCGGGACUUCCUUUCCGGGCCGGACUACGACAACGUGACGGGCAGCGACAGCGAAGACGAGGACGAAGAGGCUGGCGAGCCGACGGUCGCCACCGACUUCGAAGACGACUUCGAGGCUCCCUUCAACCCGCACCUGAACCUCAAAGAUUUUGAUGCCCUCAUCAUGGACCUGGAGAGAGAGCUCUCCAAGCAGAUCAACGUGUGUCUGUGAGCCGGGCGGGGCCGGACCCCGAUUACUAAGGCCGGGCUCCUGGUUGCUAAGGCGGUGCCCUAACGACCUAGGGGGACCAGACCUGUAGCUCAGGCCUAGCUCCUGGUUCCUGGGGAGUUGCCUAGUGACCAGCCAACCCAUUGCUGAGAAUCAUUCCUCGUUUCCAGUGCUCAACAUUUGGGCACUGGUUGCGAAGGCCGGGGAUUGGGAAUUUUCGGGACCAGCUAUUGUGGCCAUCUUUUCUGAGUACCAAGGGCUUCUUCCCGGCUGCCAAAAGGCAGUUCUGCUUGCAGGGCUGGCUGGCCUCUCUUGCUUCCCCUCAGCCAGGGAAACGCCAGUUACUGUGAGCAUCACCCUGGGAUGGUGAGACACCCCCCCAGUCAGUCCUCUUGCUGCUGCCAACCAAAUCAGUAUUAGCUUUGAGCACUGCACUCUGCUUCUCCCUCGGCGGGCCCAAGGACUAUCAUGAGAUACUGUUUGAGGCAGGGUGGGGGAAAGCCCCUAUCCUGCGCUCAGGCUGGAUAGGGGCAGCCUGAGGCUUAUAGGAAAACAGCUGGUUUCCCCACCCUCUUUUCCAAGGAAAACCCCAUGAUUGCCUCAAACCAGCAAAAGUAGAUAGCAGAGUAUGGCCCUUCCCCUCCCCAAUUCUUCCUCCCCAUUCCUGAACAAACUGAGCACUUAUAAGACCUCCCUUUCGGAGGGGCCCCACCUGAAGUGUCAGGCUGGGGGCAUUUUGGUACGGAACAUAUUUAUUGCCUCCGUGCGUGUGUGUCUGUGUGUGAGGACUAGUGUGCAUGGACAUGUCUAGAGCAGGCAUGUGGGGCUCCUUCAGGGACCACAGAGCGGGGAAAGAGGUUGCAGUGCCCAG
This is a messenger RNA of Lipotes vexillifer (Yangtze River dolphin), 3093 nucleotides long. RefSeq names its product synapse defective Rho GTPase activating protein 1 (gene SYDE1). The transcript has 8 exons. Gene Ontology annotation, biological process: signal transduction; regulation of Ras protein signal transduction; cell migration. The record is from RefSeq and is a predicted model, not a curated record. Lineage: Eukaryota; Metazoa; Chordata; Mammalia; Artiodactyla; Lipotidae. The coding region runs from base 18 to 2225 and encodes 735 amino acids. Gene Ontology annotation, molecular function: GTPase activator activity. Gene Ontology annotation, cellular component: synaptic membrane.